AUGAAUAGUUUGGAGUGGCUGUUGAGACAUUCAAUCAAUGAAAGUAGCAUGUGGGAGUCAACCAUUAAAGAUUUUUGGCUACAACAGAAAAAAAGACUAAACGAUAAUGCCAGUUCCUCAAUUUCCACUCUUUUAAAGGAUGAUCAAACAUUUACUGACCCCGUUGAUGAAACUAACGCUUUAGCUGAAUUAUUCGCAAGAUCUCAAAGCCAAAGCUACAAACCAGCAUCACAUCUUAAAAACAGCUAUAGUUCAUCGCAAUCAGCAUCCAACGUACUACGAAGCAACAUCUGUUCAAAUCCUAUAAAUAGCAGUCGGAAUACUCAAUUUUCAGCGGGCGCAUCGUUCUCAUCAUCAACAGCUCAGAUGGCUUUAAAUCGCCAAUAUUCAUCAUUUUCAAGCGCUUCUGCGGCUGUCACAAAAAUGCCAAUUCCACCGUUUUUAGCUGCUUCCCCAUUCCUUUUUUCAUACCGCAGACUGAAGGACGAGACAAACAAUAAUAAUCUCGGUUACAUGAAUAACAAUCAUAGCAAUGGCAGCAGUUCUACAUCCUCGCAAAGUAUAAGUCCUCACAGCCCCAGUGUAGUGGCUUCAUCAUUUCAUGCCCACUCACCAGUCGGAUCGUCAACCUCGUCAUUUUCAAGUGCAAACUCUGGCGGCAACGGGGCCUUCUUACAAGAUUACGAUCGCAAAUUUAGCUUAUUAAGUCUAUUUAAAAACCCUUACAAAUACACUGAACGUAGAAGUACAGCACAGAUUCCAACUGGUUUUGGGGGAAGUGCAGCUGCAGCAAUUAGUUCGGCAUUUUCGAUGGCAAGUCCAGGCUUGUCUGCUUCUGCAUUUAGUUCCGCAGCACAUACUGCUGCCCUUAGCCAUAAAAUCCAAACAACAAGCUCAUCAAACACAUCGCCAUGGAAACUUAUGGCCGAAGCCCACCAAAGUUCUCCUUUCAGCCAUUCCUAUCAAGGUGCAUUUAGUGCAAUGACUACCUCCGAUGGAAGUAGUCGUAAGAAUGCCUUUAGCAGCAUAGUUUCUGGAGGCAGCACUGCUUUUGCUCGAUCCGCAGAUACCAGCACAAAUAGCAGCGUAAACGGUUGUACUGAUCCUUCCAAGAAUCGCAAGGUUCAUAAAUGUGACAAUGAAGGCUGCGACAAAGUAUAUACGAAAAGUUCUCACCUAAAAGCACACAAGCGAACUCAUACAGGUGAAAAACCCUACGUUUGCACCUGGGAAGGAUGCGUUUGGCGCUUUGCUCGAUCUGAUGAACUGACCCGCCAUUAUCGUAAACACACUGGUGUUAAGCCAUUUCGAUGUCAAUUGUGCACAAGAUCGUUCAGUCGUUCCGAUCAUCUGUCGCUGCACAUGCGCAGACAUUGA
Messenger RNA from Calliphora vicina (urban bluebottle blowfly), 1377 nucleotides. Its product is annotated as Krueppel-like factor luna. Gene Ontology annotation, biological process: regulation of transcription by RNA polymerase II. The record is from RefSeq and is a predicted model, not a curated record. Gene Ontology annotation, molecular function: RNA polymerase II cis-regulatory region sequence-specific DNA binding; DNA-binding transcription factor activity, RNA polymerase II-specific. NCBI's taxonomy places the organism in Eukaryota, Metazoa, Arthropoda, Insecta, Diptera, Calliphoridae. Bases 1 to 1377 code for a protein of 458 amino acids. The transcript is spliced from 4 exons.